CACAAAAGCUUAUUUACUGCAGCUUGAUAAUAAUUCAAGCUGGCCUGGAAGCUCAAAGUUCAAUAUACAAUUAUCCGGUUGCACAUUCGAAAGUUUUCCAUCCGAGCAAAUCGUAUAUUAACGAUUUUUUGAAGAAGACGCUGUAUUAACGAGGAAUAUUAAUCACGUGGAAGAGACAUCGAAGUGCGAGAGGUAAAAACAAAGUAAAAUCCACGCGAAUCUAAUCGAAUUCCGCGCCGACCGUCAUCUCCCGGGUGAUUGAACAUCACGUGACUCGAGAUUAGCCGAACGAAGCGACGAAGGUACCGAGGUUAUAAAUAGCGGUUACCAGGGAGUGGGGAGUCUCUUUUACUUUCUACACUGUACCAUAGUGCAUUUGCUCCGCGUUCGUCUGACUAUCACAUUCUAUACUGUGGUGGUGUGGAGUUCGCUCGUGCGAAACCAAAGUAGGGUAUAGAGAUCGGACUACACUUCCUCGCUUUCUUUAACUAUUAGCGACGUCAGACGGACGGAACGUGUCAACGAAGUCACAACACGUGGCCAAAGUAUUUGAGCACAAACAAAGAAACCAAAGCCUCUACCCACGAUCACGAAAAGAAGAAAAAUGCCGGAGACCGCUCACCACAUGAACGGAUACGCUAACGGGCACACGCCGCCCGAGCUACAACAAGACACCAGUUUUCUUUUCACUUCAGAGUCGGUUGGCGAAGGCCAUCCAGAUAAAAUGUGUGAUCAAAUAAGUGAUGCUAUUUUAGAUGCACAUUUAAAACAGGAUCCUGAUGCAAAAGUGGCUUGUGAGACUGUGACAAAAACAGGAAUGAUUUUGUUAUGUGGAGAAAUUACAUCAAAAGCUGUGGUAGAUUAUCAAAAAAUAGUUCGGGAUACAGUUAAGCAUAUUGGAUAUGAUGAUUCUUCAAAAGGAUUCGAUUGGCGUACGUUGAACCUUUUGGUGGCGAUCGAACAACAAUCUCCAAAUAUCGCUGAUGGUGUUCAUGUGGACAGGGAAGAGAAGGACGUGGGUGCAGGUGAUCAGGGUCUAAUGUUUGGAUAUGCAACAGAUGAAACUGAUGAAUGUAUGCCAUUAACUGUUGUGCUGGCACACAAGUUAAACCAGAAAAUUGCAGAGUUAAGGCGAAGUGGUGAAUUGUGGUGGGCAAGGCCAGAUUCAAAAACACAGGUCACUUGCGAAUAUGUAAUGGAUCAUGGUGCCUGUGUACCUAUAAGAGUUCACACAGUAGUGGUGUCAUUACAACACAGUGAGAAGAUUGGUUUGGAAGAACUACGUAAAGCAGUUAUGGAAAAGGUUAUCAAAGAAGUAAUUCCAGCAAGGUAUCUAGAUGAUAGAACAAUCUUCCAUGUUAAUCCUUGUGGAUUGUUUAUUAUUGGUGGUCCACAGAGUGAUGCUGGUCUUACUGGUCGCAAAAUAAUAGUUGACACAUAUGGUGGCUGGGGAGCCCAUGGUGGUGGUGCAUUUUCUGGUAAAGACUUUACAAAAGUUGAUAGAUCUGCUGCUUAUGCAGCAAGAUGGGUUGCUAAAUCUUUAGUGAAAGCUGGUCUUUGCAGACGAUGCCUUGUACAGGUUUCUUAUGCUAUUGGAGUAGCAGAACCUCUUUCAAUCACAGUUUUUGACUACGGUACCUCCAAAUUAUCUCAAAAUGAACUUUUAGAUAUAGUUAAUAAAAAUUUCGAUUUACGACCUGGGAAAAUCGUUAAAGAAUUGAAUCUUCGUAACCCCAUUUAUCAACAAACUAGUACGUAUGGACACUUUGGCCGAGAAGGAUUUACUUGGGAACAACCAAAAACUCUAAUUCUCGAUUGAUGAGAACGUAAAUUCUAAAUCAGUUUGACGUUUCCUAUUGCAAAACGUCUAUCAAGUCGUUCUCAAUACUCGUAUAUCUCGUAAACAUUUUCCGAGAUUUUCCGACCUCCGCGCUACUUCGCCAAGUCCAUCAAUUCCUUUUGCCAAUUUAGUACUAGCAGGAAGAAUGACAUUAGAUUUUUCCACAUCAUAAGGUACUUGGUAUUAUGUGAUAUAGUACAAAUUUUAUUGAUCCAGCAUGCAGGCAAGAGCAGUCAUUUUUCCUUCACUAUUUAAAAACUGAAUUGAAAUUUAUCAGUCAUUAGGUAUAAUCGAAACUAUCGACAAAGGGAAAUGUGAACUAAGCCUGUUAUGAGUUUGUUACCUACGCGUGUAUUCAUAACAGUCACGUAAGGUAGUUUAUUUACCAGUGAUGCAACUCAUUACUAUGGCUUGUAAGUAGUGUGUGUUGGAAGUACAAAAAA
This is a messenger RNA of Eufriesea mexicana, 2283 nucleotides long. It is a transcript of the gene Sam-S, whose product is annotated as S-adenosylmethionine Synthetase. The record is from RefSeq and is a predicted model, not a curated record. Lineage: Eukaryota; Metazoa; Arthropoda; Insecta; Hymenoptera; Apidae. Bases 605 to 1819 code for a protein of 404 amino acids. Gene Ontology annotation, molecular function: ATP binding; methionine adenosyltransferase activity. Gene Ontology annotation, biological process: S-adenosylmethionine biosynthetic process. The transcript has 10 exons.